Molecule: messenger RNA, 552 nt
Organism: Haemonchus placei
Lineage: Eukaryota; Metazoa; Nematoda; Chromadorea; Rhabditida; Trichostrongylidae
Source: the annotation of a GenBank genome assembly
AUGCUGUCGAGUCAAACAAAAGAUGAAGUCAACGCUGCUGCCAUGUAUCGACUUAAAAAAUAUGGGUGCAAUGUGGAUGCAAUGAUCAAAAUUCCAACCGCUGAGCUGGAAAAACUCCUGUGUCCUGUUGGAUUUUACAGGAAAGCUGUUUUCGUUAAAAAAGCAGCAGAGGUUCUCAAAGAGAAGUAUGAUGGUGACGUUCCGGACACUCUUGAGGACCUCUGCGCUCUGGCUGGUGUUGGGCCAAAAAUGGCGAACCUUGUAUUACAAAUCGCAUGGAAUAAGGUUGAAGGCAUAGCGGUGGACACUCAUGUGCAUCGUAUUGUGAAUCGCUUAGGAUGGAUGAAAACGAGUACACCAGAGCAAACUCGGGUCAAGCUGCAGGAGAUGCUACCCAGAUCUCAGUGGACAACGAUAAAUCCUCUACUCGUUGGCUUUGGACAACAAAUAUGCCUACCUUUGGGACCUAAAUGUGACUCAUGUUUAUGUCAAGGUAUAUGUCCGUCCGUCGUCGUCAAAACUGUGAAAAAAACGACGAAGACAAAAAAGUAA